Truncatella angustata is the source of this 531-nucleotide messenger RNA. RefSeq lists its product as uncharacterized. Lineage: Eukaryota; Fungi; Ascomycota; Sordariomycetes; Amphisphaeriales; Sporocadaceae. Bases 1 to 531 code for a protein of 176 amino acids. The record is from RefSeq and is a predicted model, not a curated record. The transcript has a single exon.
AUGGCCAACCUUCCCUCCAAGCACCCAAACCUGACCCUCCAUCUGGUCGACCGCAGUCUCACACCACUCAUCACAUCCUCCAGGUCACAACCACAGGCGCAAUCAUUGGCAUCCAUAUCACAAAACGCAAUAGGGGUCUAUGAGACAGCGCAACGCCUUGGCUUAGGAAACCCGCAAAGGGUCAUGGUUGAACAUACGUCAAACGGCCCAGUUUUGAUGCACUCGUUUUUGAACCCUGCUGCUGAACAUUCUGCACCAGGCCACCAGAACUCCCACGUUGCACAGAGAAAGCUAGCACCCAUUGGAAACUACGGUAUCCGUGACCCGCCCUACACCGGGGCCGGGUCUGGAGUCCAAGUUCCAGGAGAGCCGGAUGGAAUGGACGAGGACGCAGCCAAUGCGCCUCCUCUCCUGCUAAGUACUGUCAUUGCGCCUGGUUCAGAAUCGGUUCUGGACGCCAGACGGGCGACAUCACGACUGGAGAGAGUAGGAAAGGAAGUCCAAGCCAGGUGGGCUGAACUACAGCAGUGA